GAGAAGUAACGUCUGUUCGAAAAUUACGAUCAGGUGACCUCUUAGUACAGGUAUCAUCUGAAAAACAAGCGACUACUCUAUCAACCUGUAAAAGUAUAUGUUCGUUUUCAGUAAACGUCACACCUCAUAAGACUCUGAACACCUCACGAGGGGUGAUAUCGCAAUCAGAAUUUGUUGAUGACACAGAAGAAAUGAUUGUAGAUGAAUUGCGCGAUCAACAUGUUAUUGCUGUAAGAAGAAUUAAGGUUCGUAGGAAUGGCCAACUCGUUCCCACGAAAUAUCUCAUUCUUACUUUCGCUACUCCAAAGUUGCCAUCUGAAGUCAAGCUUGCCUGGUUUGGUCACUCAAAGGCCUCUUGUCGUAGCACACCCAUUUGUGCUCGCUGUUCUGGUUGUGGCCAUGACGAUACUUCCUGUGAGUUACCGCCCCUUUGCAUCAAUUGCAAGGGUGAUCAUGCGGCCUACUCCAGGAAUUGUCCAAAAUGGUCACAAGAAAAAGAAAUUCAGACCAUUAAAGUCAUGCAAAAUUUGACUUUUAAUGAAGCAAGGCGAAUGGUUACCGCUCGAACUCCCCGUCCGGACGUAUCCUAUUCUGCAGCUGUAAAAGCAACCUACUGCUCUGUCAGCACACAAACUGAUACUCCUUUCGCUCUAACAUCUACCAAAUAG
Messenger RNA from Parasteatoda tepidariorum (common house spider), 668 nucleotides. NCBI's taxonomy places the organism in Eukaryota, Metazoa, Arthropoda, Arachnida, Araneae, Theridiidae. The record is from RefSeq and is a predicted model, not a curated record.